Messenger RNA from Trichomonas vaginalis G3, 483 nucleotides. Its product is annotated as organellar and viral DNA polymerase type B. The record is from RefSeq and is a predicted model, not a curated record. NCBI's taxonomy places the organism in Eukaryota, Parabasalia, Trichomonadida, Trichomonadidae. The transcript has a single exon. The annotation marks the transcript as partial.
AUGAGUAUUGCUGCAUAUGCGUAUGAAGCUGACAGAGCUAAACGUUUAUAUUUUGGUCAAUACUCUCUCACACUUACUGACAAAUAUAUUGUUAUCAGUGAUGGAAAUACCGAGAAAUACAUAACAUGGAAGGACUAUGAAAAGUUUGACCCUAUUUUAACUCCAUGUACAAUGCCAUUCAUUGUAAAUGGUGAAGUUGUCAUGAAGAACGACACAACAGUAUAUAAGUCUGUAUAUGAAGCGUUAGAAUAUAUGUUGAAUUAUAAUCCCGAAAGAUUUGACCCAAGCACUACACCAUGUGCAAUGCCUUUUAUUAAGGACGGUGAAAUCGUAAGAGUUCCGGAUUCAACGGUUUAUACUGCUGUUCAAAACAGUUUACAAAACAUUUUAGCGAAUAUCUUUAAUUCAGAAACUACAGAAAUGAAAUUACCAUAUAUAACAGAUGCUAAAGAAAUUAAAUCAAAAACGACAACAUUAUUUACG